Molecule: messenger RNA, 429 nt
Organism: Talaromyces rugulosus
Lineage: Eukaryota; Fungi; Ascomycota; Eurotiomycetes; Eurotiales; Trichocomaceae
Exons: 3
Coding region: 1-429 (142 amino acids)
Source: RefSeq, a predicted model, not a curated record
AUGCGUUUCACUGCUGCCUCUGUCCUUGCCCUCGCGGCCGGCGCUUUCGCCACUUCUACCAUCACCGAGGUUGUCACGACUUACGAGACCUACUGCCCCGAGGCCACCAGCUUUGUGGCCGGCAGCUCGACUGUUCACGUCACCACCCCUGGAACCUUCACUCUGACCGGAUCCUACACCGUGACUCGUCCUCUUCUGUCCUCCACCGUCACCAUCUGCAACGCCUGCGCCAGCUCGACCCCCGUUGUCCCUAUUGGCACCGGAACCCCUGCUCCUUACACCAGCGUCCCCGUCGUCCCCGGCUCCGGCUCGCCCACCACCUCGCCCGUUUCGCCACCUCUGUUCACCAACGGCGCUGCUUCUAACGCCGUUGCUGGCGCUGGUGCCGGUCUGGCCGCCGUCUUCGGUGCCGCUGCUGUCCUUCUCUAA